This is a messenger RNA of Fonsecaea nubica, 1467 nucleotides long. RefSeq lists its product as hypothetical. Lineage: Eukaryota; Fungi; Ascomycota; Eurotiomycetes; Chaetothyriales; Herpotrichiellaceae. The record is from RefSeq and is a predicted model, not a curated record. Gene Ontology annotation, molecular function: ammonium channel activity. The coding region runs from base 1 to 1467 and encodes 488 amino acids. Gene Ontology annotation, cellular component: plasma membrane. Gene Ontology annotation, biological process: ammonium transmembrane transport. The transcript has 5 exons.
AUGUCGACUGACGAUUUGGGGUCGCUCCCCUAUGUUCCGCUUGAAGUCUACGAGGGAACCUCGAUGACUGGUGGAGACUCUCUCACAGAGGAUCUCAACAUCUAUUACAAUGCUGGCGACAUUGCCUGGAUGAUCACUGCCACAGCCUUGGUGCUUCUCAUGAUUCCCGGUGUUGGUUUCUUCUACUCGGGCCUUGCGCGACGGAAAUCUGCCCUCUCGCUCAUUUGGUUAUCGGUCGCAGCCACGGGCUUGAUCUCCUUUCAGUGGUUCUUCUGGGGUUAUUCCUUGACCUUCUCCCACACCGCGGGUAAAUACAUUGGAGACCUCGAAAACAUUGGUUUCCGCAAUGUCCUGGGAGCUCCCUCUGUGGGAUCCAGCAAGAUCCCCGAUCUCAUGUUCGCCGUGUACCAAGGCAUGUUCGCUGCCAUCACCGUCGCUCUCGCCAUUGGCGCGGCAGCCGAACGUGGACGAAUGCUCCCCGCUAUGGUUUUCUCGUUCAUCUGGUCGACCAUUGUCUACGACCCGAUUGCCUGCUGGACCUGGAAUGGAUCCGGAUGGAUGUUCCAGCUGGGUGGCCUCGAUUUUGCUGGAGGUACUCCUGUCCAUAUCGCCUCGGGUUCUGCUGCUCUGGCCUACUCUCUCAUGCUGGGAAAACGCCAUGGUCAUGGUACUCACGAGCUGAACUAUCGCCCACACAAUGUCACACACAUUGUCAUUGGCACUGUCUUCCUCUGGGUCGGGUGGUUCGGUUUCAACGCUGGCUCUGCUUUGGCUGCCAACCUCCGUGCUGUCAUGGCUGCUGUGGUCACCAACUUGGCAGCGAGCGUCGGCGGUAUUACCUGGUGCAUCCUCGACUACCGUUUGGAGCGCAAAUGGUCUACCGUCGGCUUCUGCAGCGGUGUUAUCUCCGGCCUGGUCGCGAUUACUCCAGCUAGUGGCUUCGUUCCCGCAUGGUCCGCCGUUAUUUUCGGUGUGGUUGGUGGAAUUGCUUGCAACUAUGCCACCAAGCUCAAGUUCCUCCUUCACAUUGACGACUCCCUCGAUAUCUUUGCAAUCCAUGGUAUUGGUGGUCUUGUCGGCGACCUCUUGACUGGACUCUUCGCAGCGGACUACAUCGCUCAUCUGGAUGGAUUCAGCGAGAUUGACGGCGGUUGGCUCAAUAAGCACUGGAUUCAACUGGCUUACCAACUCUGCGACGGCGUCACUGGAAUGGCAUAUUCCUUUGUCCUCAGCUGUGUCAUCCUGUUCCUCCUCAACUUCAUCCCAGGCCUUCAUCUUCGUGCAUCCGAACAAGAAGAGAUCAUGGGCAUGGACGAGACCGAGAUUGGCGAAUUUGCAUACGAUUAUGUCGAGUUGUCCCGAGACGUUGUCAAUGGCCUCGAGCAAGACACUCCUGCGCAGCGGGAAGUACCCAGCUCCGAUGGCGAGCACCCCGAGAAACCAGCUACCGUUCCUCAAUCACCAUGA